AUGAAAGUUUCCUUCUUCGAUGAUGAGCAGUCUAUGGAGUCCAAGAGGGACAGAGACAAGGAGGAAGGCCCACGAGACACAAGGAAUGAAGGAAUGAGAAGCCAAAGCAAAGCACACGACGUAAUUAUUAAGAAUGAGGACGAACCAAUGAUGCUCGUAGACCUGAAAAGGAAAAGAAGGAUGAAUCCAGACGAUGAAUACUACUCUGUUAAGCUACCCAAGUUUAUAGGCGUGUGUCCCGAUAUAGGAAAGGUCGAUGGGAGAGGACACGAUGGAGGGAUAGACUCUAACAGAAGAAAAGGAGCUGAACGCAUAGAAGACGCAACUCCCAUAGUGGAUGCACGCAACGUAAUUGAUCUCGAAGGGGAAGGUCGCCAUGCCCACAUGGCAAAAAACCAGAAAGCCAUCAUCUCGUGGAAUUUUGAUGUAGACGCAUAUAACCGGGAAAAAGGUAAAAAGGAUUCACAUGCGAUGAAGGAAGAAGAGAAAAAACCAUGUGCUGAGAAGGAGGAUUCACACAAACGUGAUGAAGCGCUAGAAGUUCACUCAGACCUAAACGAUUUGCCUCAUUUAACAGAUGACGACUUGUCCGAGUUUUCCACUGUUGAUGAGCUUUACAAAAACUACCAGGUGACUCACAACUGCGAUGAUCUGAUGAGCUUUCCAUCUGAUGAUGCAAACGACAAGACAACUAUUUUGUGUCGCAACAUGGAGUUCCUGGAAACGAAUUCAUUCAUUGUUGAGUAUGAGGAUGGCAAACUAAUUUUUUUUAUUAAUGAAAAGCCAUACCUUUUGGAGUCUGACAAGGAGACCAAUUAUCUAAUAGAACUAUCCGACAUGAAUAUCAUGCCUAUCCAUUGCAUUCUGGAAAAAAAACUUUUUUUCAAGUCCAUCACUCGGGAGGAACAGGGUGCCACUCAGGGGAAUACAUCACCUGAGAUGGUUGAUAUAUAUUACUCGCUGCACGGGUGA
Messenger RNA from Plasmodium knowlesi strain H, 972 nucleotides. Its product is annotated as conserved Plasmodium protein, unknown function. The record is from RefSeq and is a predicted model, not a curated record. The coding region runs from base 1 to 972 and encodes 323 amino acids. The transcript has a single exon. NCBI's taxonomy places the organism in Eukaryota, Apicomplexa, Aconoidasida, Haemosporida, Plasmodiidae.